Messenger RNA from Pelodiscus sinensis (Chinese soft-shelled turtle), 8161 nucleotides. Lineage: Eukaryota; Metazoa; Chordata; Testudines; Trionychidae. The record is from RefSeq and is a predicted model, not a curated record.
GCCAGCAGCAGGGAAGUGCCCCGCGUUGGUGGGAGAGGCGCCGCGGAACUUGUGGAGCGGGGCUGCCCUCACACCCGGGGUGCUGGAGCGGGCACCGUGCCUGCACAACUCACGCCACGAGUGCGGAGCAGGCACGCUCCCUACACAGCACACCCGCUCACUGAGGGGUGCAGCCCUCACGCACGCCCCGCGAGUGCGGAGCAGGCAUCGCACCUGCACAACACACACACACUCACUGGGGAGUGCUGCAGACACAACACACACGCUUGCUGAGGCGUGCAGAAUAGACACUGGACCUGCACAACACACGGCGUGAGGUGUGCGGAGCAAGCAUUGUGCACACGCUCACACACACACGCAGAGCGAGCGGGCAGAAAAAGGCAUUGGAGCCUCGCCACGCACACGCGACUCGUGAGAGAUGAGCAGGGAUUUUACCUAAGAUACCCAACGAGAUGAUCCACUCUGACCCCCAAAUCUUUCUAAGAGUCACUGCUUUCCAGGAGAGACUCCGCUACCCUGUUAUGCAACACAGAUCUUUGAAGCUACCUUUAUGUAGAUGAAACUUUCAGAAGCAGCACUCCAUUUUGGAACACUUUUUUUCAGAGCAUAUGGGAUUUUCCAAGGCACCUUCCGUCUGGACUACAUAUAUUGCUUACUCCUAAAUACAGCAGAGGACAAUGAGGCUUUUUUAUUUUUUGUAUAUUUUCACACCAUAUAGUGAAGUUGCUUCCAUUUCAUUUUGUUCAAUGGGAAAAACUUGAGCAAGACCUGUUGUUGCUUUUUAUUUUACUAGAUUUACCUUAAUGAGCCAAAUACCUUUUGAAACACUCCCACAAUACAUUUAUUUUUUUCAUUUUUGACUGAGCUGGUAUAUUAAUUUUAGUCUACUUCAGCUGUUUGGUUUUAACCUGGCUUUUCAAAUGACAAAAUAUCUACUAAUGUAAGGAAUUAAAUUAUUUUAGGUUUUCAGAAAAUAAGUUAUAUGCAUCAGACAUUUUUUAUGGCUAUACCUGGCUCAUUAAUAUAGCAGUUUAAAGGUAUUAAUAUGAGGCAUUGCAUUAAUUGUUGCAUACAGUUAUUAUCAAAUGACUUGCACAAACAGUGUCUCAGAUGCCGGGGGCCUAAUCAUAAUAAUCAAAAGUGUUCUGUACGCAAACAAGAAAAUAAAAUUCCUUUGUGUGUGGAUAAGCAGAUGAACUUACUUGCUGUUUUGGAAGUAAGGACUGAUCAUAAUGAAAGUUGGAAUGGAUUUUUUUGCUUGAGGAAAGGGAAGCUAUGCAGCUUGAUUUUUGGGUUGAUAAUAAUGACUUUAGUCAUGGCAUCAUACAUACUGACUGGAGCCAGACAUGGCCUACUGUUGAUACCGUUGCCAUUCCAUUAUGGAGAUUUUACUAGCAAUCCAAACUUAAUGGACAAUGAAAGCCUUAGUGAUAUGAAACACCAUUACCAGCCUUCUGAAAUUAAUAUUUCAUAUGUAAAGGAUUAUCCAAGCAUGAAAUUAAUUAUUGAUGCUAUUACUUCAAAGAUUGAGUUUAUAACCAGAAAAAGUCCAGUUUUAGAAGACCUGAAGAAACAAGAGCUGCAUAUGUUUUCAGUAAUCCCUAACAAAUUCCUACCAAAUAGCAAGAAUCCUUGUUGGUAUGAAGAAUAUCGAGGAAAUACUACUACGGAUCCUUAUACAACAAAUUCUUAUGCACUGUAUUCAAAACGUUUUCGGACUAUAUUUGAUUACCUCAGGAAGGUAUUUUGGAACCACUUGUAUCAUUAUCAGGACAAGCAUUAUCGGCUACGCUGUCUUCCUCAUUUCUACAUAAUAGGUCAGCCAAAAUGUGGAACAACUGAUCUUUAUGACAGACUCAGGUUACAUCCUGAUGUUAGAUUCUCAGCAAUUAAAGAACCACACUGGUGGACAAGAAAGCGAUUUGGAAUAAUUCGUCUGAGGGAUGGAUUUCAUGAUCGCUAUCCAGUGGAAGAUUACCUUGAUCUGUUUGACUUGGCUGCACAUCAGAUUCAGGGAGUGUUACAGAAUGAUGUAACAAAAGGGCACAACAAGCUGAACCACAUCAUCAUCGGUACUGCAAAUACUGCUUAUGAAAAUGUCAAUGGAGAGGCCAGUGCAUCUACAAUGUGGGAUAACAAUGCCUGGGUUUUCUUUUAUGACAACAGUACUGAUGGAGAACCUCCAUUUUUAAUCCAGGAUUUCAUCCAUGCUUUUCAACCCCAUGCCAAACUCAUCAUCAUGUUGAGAGAUCCUGUUGAAAGAUUGUACUCAGAUUAUCUAUACUUUGCAAGUGUGAAUAAAUCUGCAGAAGACUUUCAUGAAAAAGUGGCAGAAUCCCUGCAGCUGUUUGAAAAUUGCAUGUUGGAUUACUCACUGAGAGCCUGUGUCUACAACAACACCCUUAACAAUGCCAUGCCUGUAAGGCUACAGGUUGGCCUUUAUGUUGUGUAUCUCUUGGACUGGCUGACUGUUUUUGACAAAGAUCAAAUACUAGUUCUCCGUUUAGAGGAUCAUGCCUCCAAUGUUAAAUACACCAUGCACAUGGUGUUCCAGUUUCUGGAUUUAGGGCCUAUAAGUGAGAAACAAGAAGCUCUAAUUACAAAGAGUCCUGCAUCAAACACUAGACGGCCUGAGGACCGAAAUCUGGGACCCAUGUUACCAACAACAAAGGCGAUCCUAAGAGACUUCUAUAGGCCUUUUAAUACAAAACUGGCACAAGUUCUUUUUGAUGAUGCAUUUUUAUGGAAAAAGACAUAAUAUGUAAAUUCACUUACACAAAUACAGUUCUUUAAGGAGUUUUUAUUUUUUAAAGUCUAUUUUUGUGUGCACAUAUUUACAUUUUAUCCAUUCCAAGAAAAAGCAGAUCUAAUGAGAUGAGAGUUCUCUUUCUUUAGUGUACAAUAUUUCACGGAAGCUAAAUCACAUUUUCCUUGUGAGUCUGUAAAACAUUAUGCUUAUCCAUUUCUUUCCCCCCAGCAACAGAGUAGUGUGGAAAUAAAAUUGGAAUCAAGGAGUUAUUUUACACCAUCUGGCUGUGGUUUCGAAGUUUAAUCUUCUCUAAAACAGUAUAAUACAUAAUUAGCAUUGAUCUCUUAAAACUUCACUUAUGUCAUCACUUUCAAGGUAUGUUCUUCCCUCGCUCUUUCCAAAGAAAUCAAAUAUAUCCAUUAGCCACGAAAACAUUUACUUGAAUUGAAUACAAAAUUCUGUUUUAAUACUGCAGUGCAUCAACACAUAGCUUGGAAUCUGUUCACCCAGAUUAAAACUAUUGCUUUACAUUAAUUAAUUAAUUUGAUAUAUAAAAGCAUAACCAAGUGACUAUACAGUGUCUGACUGCAAUUAGGUAAAUUCCCAAACCUAAUUAAUUCUUCUAGUAUUUUACAGUUUGCAGUAAGAGAAGAAUUGUAUAUUCAGUGCAAGAAUGAGUAACUGGAAAAUAUAAACUUAAAGAAAAAGCUAUACGUAGAGUAUAUAUAGAGUAACAUAUUUACAAGUUUCCAUUUGAUUUUUUUAAACUGUUAUUUAUUUAAAAUCAGAUAUGUAAAAUUCAUUCACAUACAUAUUUUCUCAAGAAACCAAUAAUGGGUCUGAUAAUUAACUCCAUUGAUGUCAGUGGAAGUCUUAUUUCAGUGGGAUUUAGAUCAGGCCCUACAUGCAUUACUAUGUAAUAUUCCAUUAUAAAGACACAUGUUGAAUUUAUGAAACUAUUUAAAAACCUAAUCAUUAAAUGUAUAUACUGGUACCAUACAGUAUCAUGCAUUGCAGUAUAAUGCUUUUCAUUCUUGUAGGAUAGAUGCAGAUAAACUGAUUGAAGUUUCACACAUUCCUUGUUUCCCUGCUGAGGCCAUUUGUAUGCAUCUAGUCCAAAGCAAGUUCAGCUGUGCAAUAUUUCAUGCUUUUUAUUUAAAAUACGGCAAACUACAUUCACCUUUCAGUUAUACUCACAUAGCCUCAGUGAAGGAAGAAUUUGGCCCAGCAUAUUCUAACUGUAAAGCUGAUUUUUAAAUAAUCACAGUGGAUGAUAGUCAAAAUCACUUCUUUUAGUAUAGUUCCUUCUCAAGGGCUAGGAUGAUGUCUUCACUGAAGUGCAUCCAAACUGGAUCAACUAAAGCUGAUGCACCAAAGUCCAAAGAACCGGUUCUAACCAGUAUAUUGUGCCCUUAUUUUUUAAUACUGUCAUUCUGAUCUUGUGCCUGUGUCCAUAGUAGAGCUGGCUGAAUAAUAAUAACAAAAAACCAGAUGUGUAAAUAUAUUAGCAAAUAAUUGUACUGACUUCACUGCAUUGCUGUUUGUGGGGUCAUAUUAUUUAUUAUGUACCAAUCCUCCUUUGUUCACAAAACCUGAACAUUUCACCAAUGAUUCUUCAUGUGAAAAUUCAUGCCAGAAGUUCAUCACUGCGUAGUCACUAUUGGCAAAUCUCCUGUUUAAAAAGAUUCAUUCAUCGAAUAAUUAGGGAACAGAAACAAUACCAUGAGAUGCAGGUGACCCAUUCUCAUACCACAAAUGUUAAUAGUUUACAGAGGCAAAUUAGGAGAGCUAGUAUGUUCUAUUGUACUGACUUCUGGUGGUGAAAGAGACAAGUUUUCAAGUCUACACAGACCUCUUGUUUAGGUCAGGAAAAAAUAGGUUAUAAACAUAUAUUCAAAAUUGUUUAUGAGAACUAUUCAGUGAAUAUUUAUGAAUAUUUGACAUAUUUGCUGAAAUAAUGUAUGAACAGACAUAGGUCUAAAUAGGUCUAUUUUCAACAACUAUUAUUUUACAUUGAACAAUGUUGUCAGUCCUAUUGUAUAUCAGAGUCAGUAAUCUGUUGUCAGAAAGGCAGAUGAAAACUACAAAAAGCAUUUUUCUUGGAGAGUUCAUGGUACCAAAUUAGAUUUUUCACUAGUUUUCAUUCAUUUGUCAAUAGCACAGAUCUUGCACUGGUGGUACAAAAUUUACCAGUGCAAAGAUAUUGUUUUUAGCACUUUGUAUCAGGAAUGACUACAUGACCAAACUGUAUUGAACUGGACUGUACAACAUUCAUCUAUGCUGAGCAGUGCUAGCUCACAUGAUUAGUUCCUUUGAAUUCAGUGGUUGUAAAAGGGAUUUUGGGCAAGAGGCAAUGACUUCCACUAGUGGUUAGGGCUCCUGGUGGCUGUUAUACCCAAUGGUUCAUCUCUGGUGACAACCUCAUCUAGUGGGUGCAGGUCACAAGCAGCAGCUUUACCUAAUGGAUACAGUUGGUGGGAACUCAACUUCGUGGGUCCAGUCCACAAACAGCAGCUCUUCCUCGUGGGUUCAGAUUCCAGGCAGCAGCUCUACAGACAGAAUGGAUACAGUUCCUGGCUGGGGAAAAACAAACCGAACACUACUGCUCUCCCUGGCAGGCUGGUUCAGCUCCGCUCACCCUCUGGUAUCUUGUGUCAGCCUCAACUAAGCUUCUCUGGGUCACUCCCUUCUGUAUCCCAACUGACUGCCAUCUGUCUCUGGGUAUUGCUGCCUUCUGGACUUCCUGCCCUAGUCCCAGCUGUGGGCCAUAGUCCAAAUCACAGCCUAACCUUUAGUGAUCACAACCUUUGUAGUAAGUCUUAUUUGCCCCCAGCACCAUGUUGAGGCAUUGUUCAGUUGUAACCCAUUGAUCAGAAGAACCGACGCUACUUGUUCACCAACAUUAUUUCCCACAGCACCCUGACUUUGUGUGGAUAUUGCCUACUCUCGUGUGGACAAUAAUGGGACUACAGCCAGAGACCUCUUGGGUCGCAGCCAGAUCAUGUACAGCAGCGUAUGGGAAAGAUACCAGCUGGUAAUUGGUACAAAGAUUAUUGAUUCAAAAAUGGGAAAAGGAAAAACUAGCAUACUCUGAAAAUAGAUGAAGAUUUGAAAAGAUCAGAUUUCAUUUGUGCUCAAAAGAAGGACUGCUAAAUGUACACAGACUGGGUCUCUGUUGAAGUGUGCCUUUUUUAAAUGUAAAAAUGAAAAAUGUCCCAGUAGGAAUCUGAGAAAAGCUAGGAUGUUUUAAGGUUAUCAUCAUGCAUUUGUUCAUGAUUUUAUGUCCUAAAGCAACACUGAAGAUGUACUGCUGUACUCCAGCAAACUGUGUACUUUAUCAAAUGCUAAUAAUGGUCAUUUAUGAUUUCUCAGGUUACUGUAGUAACUAGGAAAAUGGAAGCUAGGCUGAUUUUAUUGCCCCAUCUCUUCAGGUACCGCCUAAAAGUUACAUCACAAAUUAGAACAGCAUCACAUAAGAUUGUGAUAUCACAUGGUAAAACAGUAGGAGCAGGUCGAUGAAGUGGGACUUUUCCAUUUAUGUGCUGAAUUCACUGUUUGUUCCCAGGACUGAAAAAGAAAAUAUGAGACUAGUGUCUCUCCCCAUAGAAUAGCAUUUGGUAAAUUAGUGUUCUUCAAAGAUGCCAGACUGACGGUUCUCGAGAUCCAAACCCUGUCUUUUUCACCAGAGAACAAGUAAACUAUGGGUGGAAUCAUACCAGCUUCCUGGCGUUGCCUAUCCAGGGACUUGAAGCCUGACUUGGCAAGAAGCCGCUAUGGGUCAGAAGAUGAAUAGUUCAGUUCCCGAGAUAAUUCACUCUUUGUUCCUCUGCUGGACACUAAUUCAAGGAUGGUAACUUUCUGACACUGUGGAUGGGGGGUUGGAUUCUAAGAGGUAAACCAGAUGAGGAAAGCAUAAGUGAUAGUGCUAUUUGCUCUAGCACAGAACCAUCCAGCAACUCCAUACAAUUUAAAAUUUGUAUGUAUUUUCAGUAUACUGUGUUUUAAGGCUUGCCAAAGUGUCAGUGGCUUUUUGCAACUUGAAGAAAAUGGAAUAUGUAUAUCUCACCUACUGUUUUCACUUACUCCCCUGAAAUAAUAGUAAUCAGGAAAGCCAUAACUAUCAGGAAAGCCUGGUUCCUGAGUCACUAAUGAAAGGGACACUUCCAAAUGUUUUUAUUAUGGUGCAGCCAAACUGCAGGAGAAUGCAAAAUAUGUUUUCUGUAAGAUCCUCGACAUUAAAUCUAAGAAUUUUUGAUCAGUUGGAAAAAUGAAGUAAACACACAACAAAAAAGCCUUGUUCUGAGAUAAACAAACUUUCUUAUUUACAUUAAAAAUGAUACAUUGCUGUCUAUUGAUUCCAGUGUUGAGACUUGUAUGUUUCAGCUUAAUAAACAAUUAAGUUGUUACAGCUUUGAAAAUGUCUUCCUGUCGAGAAUUAAUGCCAUUCCCAACAAAGGCAAAGCUCCAGACAAGACAAAACUGUGUGUCAGAAUGUGAUUUACAUAGAUGGAACAUGUAAAUCGAAUACAGGCAUAUUUAAUAUUAACGCUGUACCAUGUGACUCUCUCUUGUAAGAUGUUUGAAAUAUGGAUCACAGUUAAGAGAAAAUACUUAUGUUGCAGUGCCACCUUAUGGUCAACAAGGGGGAAAUACUGUCCAAUGAACCCACUUCAAUUUUCUCUAAGGAUCAGUAUUUCUCUUUACACAAAUGUGUGCAAAACAGGAAUUUAUUUCUCAACUCUGUGUUUGCAGGAGCUGGAAAAGGCACAGAACAUGUUUAAUUACUGUAAAUUAGUGAAUAUAACAUGCAUCCAAGUAUAACAUGCACUCAUGUAUUACCCACAGUUUUUCUAUCAUGUGUAAAAAAUAUAUUAGAAUGCCCAUGGACGGACGUAACCUGCAGAGACUUCUGCUGCCUUCAUAAAAGAAUCUGGUGAUGCUGAUUUUAUUAUGUUGAUCUUGUCUUCUUGUAAUAUGAGUAAAAAUCAAAUUGCAUAAGACGCGGACAUAUAUACCCCGCGGGGAGUGGGGGGGAAGCAUGGUAGGUAAAAACAUGGACAACCCACGGGCUAUAUUUGCUAAUUCACAGUACUCUCAUGAGGUCUCUGAUACAAUAAUGUUUAACAUUUAAGAGAUUUAAUUCAGCCUUACUAGUGCAGAAAGAUUUAGAUUGCACAUCCUUCCAAUGAUGGAGACCCAUGCACUGGUGAAUGACAUGCAGUGUUUGCACAGUGGCUCUUCACUGGGGUGGGAGGGGAAAGCUAACUUUACAAUUUAGUUCAGGCUCCUUUGGAACUCUGCCAGGAGAUAAUGUCUGGGAGACGAGCGAAGUCCAUUUUUAUCCAUGGGUGGUUCCCUUUCAAGGAGGUCACAGCAAGGCACAGCACGCUGCAACAAAAUUCUUUCCAGUGG